AUGGACGCGACAAAGCUCAACCCGGCCGCGGCGCCGUUCCCGUGCCCCUACGCCCUCCACCUCGGCCCGCCGGCGCCUCCUCCGUUCCCGCUCGCCGGCGCCUGCCCGCCGCCGUUCCCCUUCGCCACCUACUACUGCGUCGCCUCUCCCCACGGCCACCUCCGCCUCUGCUUCCCCGUCCGGCCGUCUUCCCAGGUCCUCUGCAAGAGUGCCCCCGCGACGGCGCCGCAUGGCCUCCCGCCGCACAAGCUCAUGCUCUCCGGCCCCGGUGGAGCGGAGAAGCUGCAGGCUGCGGUCGUGUCCAUGAAGGGGAUGCAAGAACCUCCAGCCGCCGCCGCGCCUGCCCAGGUGCCGGUGGCGCCGUGCGAGUUGCGGUCGGCGCUGCAGAAGGCAGGGAGGGGCAGGAGCAAGGGCAAGGCGUACCGGAAGGCGGCGGAUCCGCACGCGCGCGUCGCCAAGCCGUCGGCGAGGUUGCCGUCGCCUGCGUUCACGACAAGGCCGUUGCCGCGGUGGAUGUUGCCGGCGCCGAAACUCGGCUCGUGCACCACCGUCAUGGUCCGCAACAUCCCUAACAAGCUCAGGGGCGGCGACAUGAUCAAGCUGCUCGACGAUCACUGCGCACGCAUGAACAAGGCCGCCGGCGCCGUGAUCUCCGCGUACGACGUCGUCUACAUGCCGAUAGAUUUCAGGCGGCACGGCAACUUCGGCUACGCGUUCGUGAACUUCACCACGGCCGAGGCGGUGCGCGGGCUGUACGACUCCCUGCACUGGUGUGGUUGGAAGGUGUGCGGCUCCAAGAAGGUCAUCGAGAUCUUCCCCGCGAAGAUCCAGGGCAAGGAGGCGCUGGUGAGGCACUUCGGCCGGCUCAAGCUGGAGUGCGGCAACGACGAGUUCCUCCCCGCCGUGUUCUCGCCGCCGCGCGACGGCGAGACUGCCACCGUCACCACGCGCCUCGGCAAGCUGGUCGUGCCCCGUCGUCCUCCGCGACAAGUGACGACGCGCAAGGCUAAGCUAGCUUUUGCUAGCUGGUAG
Phragmites australis (common reed) is the source of this 1032-nucleotide messenger RNA. Its product is annotated as protein MEI2-like 7. NCBI's taxonomy places the organism in Eukaryota, Viridiplantae, Streptophyta, Magnoliopsida, Poales, Poaceae. Bases 1 to 1032 code for a protein of 343 amino acids. The record is from RefSeq and is a predicted model, not a curated record. The transcript has 4 exons. Gene Ontology annotation, molecular function: nucleic acid binding.